Molecule: messenger RNA, 4980 nt
Organism: Penicillium waksmanii
Lineage: Eukaryota; Fungi; Ascomycota; Eurotiomycetes; Eurotiales; Aspergillaceae
Exons: 7
Coding region: 1-4980 (1659 amino acids)
Biological process (GO): intracellular protein transport; receptor-mediated endocytosis; Golgi to endosome transport
Cellular component (GO): clathrin coat of trans-Golgi network vesicle; clathrin coat of coated pit; actin cortical patch
Molecular function (GO): clathrin light chain binding; structural molecule activity
Source: RefSeq, a predicted model, not a curated record
AUGGCACCGCUUCCCAUCAAGUUCACAGAACUGGUCAAUUUGACCAAUGUUGGCAUUGCGCAACAAUCCAUUGGUUUCUCCUCAUGUACUCUCGAAUCGGAUCACUAUGUCUGUGUUCGCCAAAAGCUCGAGGAGGACGACAAGCCCCAGGUUAUCAUCGUCGACCUGAAGAACAACAAUGAGGUGAUGCGGCGGCCGAUCAACGCUGACAGUGCGAUCAUGCACUGGAACAAGAACAUUAUCGCCCUCCGCGCCCAGGGCCGGACAAUCCAGAUCUUCGACCUUGCGGCCAAGUCAAAGCUCAAGUCCGCCGUUAUGAAUGAAGAUAUCGUCUACUGGAAGUGGCUCAGCGAGAAGUCAUUGGGUCUGGUUACCGACACCGCCGUUUACCACUGGGAUGUCUAUGAUGCCUCCCAGGAGAACCCGGUGAAGAUGUUUGACCGUCUUCCCAAUCUUUCCGGAUGCCAAAUCAUCAAUUACCGCGUCAACUCGCAAGAUAAAUGGAUGGUUGUUGUUGGUAUCAGCCAACAGCAAGGUCGCGUUGUUGGAUCUAUGCAGCUCUACUCCAAGGAGCGCGGUAUUUCACAGUUCAUUGAGGGCCACGCCGCUGCCUUCGCCGAUAUCAACGUUGAGGGCUCUCCUUUACCCCACCACCUCUUUACAUUCGCCGUGCGUACCGCGACCGGUGCCAAGCUGCAGAUUGCCGAGAUCGACCACCAAGAACCCAACCCGCGAUUCCAGAAGAAGGCCGUCGAAGUGUACUUCCCCAGCGAAGCCGUCAAUGACUUCCCCGUUGCGAUGCAGGUAUCAUCCAAAUACGAUGUUGUCUACCUGGUUACGAAGUAUGGAUUCAUUCACCUUUACGAUCUCGAGACCGGUACUUGUAUUUUCAUGAACCGGAUCUCCAGCGAAACCAUCUUCACCACCGCCUCUGAUAUGGAUGGACAGGGCCUGGUUGGUGUCAACCGUAAGGGUCAAGUUUUGUCAGUCAGCGUCGACGAGAGUACCAUCAUUGAAUACCUCAUGAACAACCCCGCCAUGUCUUCUCUUGCCGUGAAGCUUGCUUCUCGGGCGGGUCUCCCGGGUGCUGAUCACUUGUAUCAGCAACAAUUCGACCAGCUCAUCAGCACCGGCCAGUUCGCCGAGGCUGCCAAGAGCGCUCCUCAAGAGGGUAACAUGUCCGUCAUUCUUCAGUACUUCGGUAUGCUUCUGGAUAAGGGUUCGCUCAACCGCUACGAGAGUGUGGAGCUUGUUCGUCCCGUCUUGCAGCAGAAUCGCAAGCACCUGCUGGAAAAGUGGAUGCGCGAGAAUAAGCUGGAGUCUUCGGAAGAGCUUGGAGACAUCAUUCGCCCAUACGACAUGGCUCUGGCUUUGAACGUCUACCUUCAGGCCAAUAUUCCCAACAAGGUUGUCGCCGGCCUCGCCGAGACUGGUCAAUUCGACAGGAUUCUUUCCUACUCCAAGGAGGCCAACUACCAGCCCGACUACACCCAGCUCCUGCAACACAUUGUCCGUGUCAACCCCGAGAAGGGAGCCGAGUUCGCUACUCAGCUCGCCAACGAGGAGGGCGGUGCUCUCGUCGAUCUUGACCGCGUUGUGGAUGUGUUCCUCUCCCAGAACAUGAUCCAGCAGGCCACCUCCUUCCUCCUCGAUGCUCUCAAGGAUAACAAGCCCGAGCACGGCCACCUGCAGACUCGCCUUCUGGAGAUGAACCUUGUCAAUGCUCCUCAGGUCGCCGACGCCAUUCUAGGCAAUGAGAUCUUCACUCACUAUGAUCACGCUCGCAUCUCUCAACUUUGCGAGCAAGCCAAUCUCAUUCAGCGCGCCUUGGAGAACUCCGAUGACCCUGCUGUCAUCAAGCGCAACAUUGUUCGCACUGACAUGCUGACUCCCGACUGGUUGAUCAACUACUUCGGUCGUCUGUCUGUGGAACAGACCCUCGAGUGCAUGGACACCAUGCUCGAGAACAACAUCCGCCAGAACCUGCAGGCUGUCGUUCAGAUUGCUACCAAGUUCUCCGACCUCAUCGGACCUAACCGUUUGAUCGAUCUUUUCGAGAAGUACCGUACCGCCGAGGGUCUCUACUACUACCUGGGAAGUAUCGUCAACCUCAGCGAGGAUGGCGAGGUGCACUUCAAGUACAUCGAAGCCGCCACUGCCAUGAGCCAGCUCACCGAAGUCGAGCGUAUUUGCCGUGAGAGCAACUACUACAACCCCGAGAAAGUUAAGAACUUCCUCAAGGAGGCUCACCUGUCCGAGCAGCUCCCUCUCAUUAUUGUCUGCGACCGUUUCAACUUCAUCCACGACCUUGUUCUCUACCUGUACCAGAACCAGCAGUUCAAGUCUAUCGAGGUCUAUGUCCAGCGCGUGAACCCCUCUCGUGCUCCUGCGGUUGUUGGCGGUCUGUUGGAUGUUGACUGCGAGGAGAGCAUCAUCAAGAACCUCCUGUCCACCGUUGAUCCCUCGGUCAUCCCCAUUGAUGAGCUCGUUACCGAGGUUGAGAGCCGCAACCGUCUCAAGCUGCUCCUGCCCUUCCUCGAGGCUACCCUUGCCACUGGUAACCAGCAGCAAGCUGUGUACAACGCCCUCGCCAAGAUCUACAUUGAUAGCAACAAUGAUCCCGAGAAGUUCCUGAAGGAGAACGACAUGUACGACACCUUGACUGUCGGAAAGUACUGUGAAAAGCGUGACCCCAACCUGGCCUACAUUGCCUACCGCAAGGGCCAGAACGACCUGGAGCUCAUCAGCAUUACCAACGAGAACGCUAUGUACCGUGCCCAGGCCCGCUACCUUGUUGAGCGUGCGGACGCCGAGGUCUGGACUUUUGUCCUCAGCGAGAACAACAUCCACCGCCGUUCGCUUGUUGACCAGGUCGUUGCCACUGCUGUCCCCGAGUCCACCGAGCCUGACAAGGUUUCCGUGGCCGUUAAGUGCUUCCUCGAUGCCGAUCUCCCCGGCGAGCUUAUUGAGCUUCUUGAGAAGAUUAUUCUGGAGCCUUCGCCAUUUAGCGACAACGCCAGCCUGCAAAACCUCCUGAUGCUGACUGCUGCCAAGGCUGACAAGGGUCGUCUGAUGGACUACAUUCACCAGCUCAACGAGUACUCUGCUGAUGAGAUCGCUGAGAUGUGCAUCAGUGUUGGCUUGUAUGAGGAGGGUUUCGAGAUCUACAAGAAGGUCAACAACUUCCUGGCUGCCGCCAAUGUCCUUGUUGAGAACAUCGUCAGCAUUGACCGGGCUCAGGAGUUCGCCGAGCGGGUUGAGCUGCCUGAUGUUUGGAGCAAGGUUGCCAAGGCCCAAUUGGAUGGUCUGCGUGUGUCUGACUCUAUCGAGUCGUAUAUCCGUGCUGCUGAUCCCUCCAACUACAAUGAGGUUAUCGAGACCGCCACCCACGCCGGCAAGGAUGAGGAUCUCGUCAAGUUCCUUCGCAUGGCUCGCAAGACUCUGCGCGAGCCGGCCAUCGAUACCUCCCUCGCUUUCUGCUUCGCUCGUCUGGACCAGCUUCCCGAACUUGAGGACUUCCUGCGCACCACCAACGUCGCUGACAUCGAAACCUCCGGUGACAAGGCCUACGAGGAGGGUUACCACCAGGCUGCCAAGAUCUUCUUCACCAGCAUCUCUAACUGGGCUAAGCUGGCCACCACCCUGGUGCACCUUGAGGAGUACCAGGCCGCCGUUGAGUGUGCCCGCAAGGCCAACAGCGUCAAGGUCUGGAAGCAGGUUAACGAGGCCUGCGUUGACAAGAAGGAGUUCCGUCUCGCCCAGAUUUGCGGUCUGAACCUGAUUGUUCACGCCGAGGAGCUCCAGGCCCUUGUGCGCCAGUAUGAGCGCAACGGUUACUUCGACGAGCUGAUCUCCGUCUUGGAGGCUGGUCUCGGCUUGGAGCGAUCUCACAUGGGUAUGUUCACUGAGCUGGGCAUUGCUCUGUCCAAGUACCACCCCGACCGUGUUAUGGAGCACCUCAAGCUGUUUUACACUCGUCUCAACACCCCCAAGAUGAUCCGCGCUUGCGAGGAGGCGAACCUGUGGCCGGAGCUGGUCUUCUUGUACUGCCACUACGAUGAGUUUGACAACGCAGCUCUGGCUAUGAUGGAGCGUGCGGCCGAUGCCUGGGAGCACCACUCGUUCAAGGACAUCAUUGUCAAGGUUGCCAACCUGGAGAUCUACUACCGUGCCUUGACCUUCUACCUGCAGGAGCAACCCCUCCUCAUCACCGAUCUUCUGCAGGCCCUCACUGCCCGUAUCGACGUAAACCGUGUCGUUCGCAUCUUCCAGAGCUCCGAUAACAUUCCUCUGAUCAAGCCCUUCCUGCUUAACGUCCAGACCCAGAACAAGCGUGCGGUCAACGACGCCAUCAAUGAGCUUCUGAUCGAGGAGGAGGACUACAAGACUCUCCGUGAUUCCGUUGACAACUACGACAACUUCGACGCUGUUGAUCUGGCUGUGCGCCUGGAGAAGCACGAUCUGAUCUUCUUCCGCCAGAUUGCCGCCAGCAUCUACCGCAACAACAAGCGUUGGGAGAAGUCUAUCGCCUUGUCCAAGCAAGAUAGGCUAUACAAGGAUGCCAUUGAGACCGCCGCCAUCUCAACCAAGUCCGAGAUUGUGGAGGAGCUCCUUCGCUACUUCGUCGAUAUUGGAAGCCGCGAGUGCUACGUUGGCAUGUUGUACGCCUGCUACGAUCUCAUCCGCCCUGACGUGAUCAUGGAGAUCUCAUGGCGCAAGGGCCUGCACGACUUCACCAUGCCGUUUAUGAUCAACUUCCUCUGCGAGCAGACUCGUGCGAUCGAGACACUAAAGAAGGAUAACGAGGAGCGCAAGUCCCGCGAGACGACCCACACAACCGACCAGGACAACACCCCGAUCCUGGGUGGCUCUCGGCUGAUGCUGACCCAGGGCCCCGGUGGUCCCGCCCCUGCCAGCUCCAUGCCAUACGGACAAGCUAACGGGAUCACCCCGCAAGCUACGGGAUACCGCGCCUUCUAG